AAAAACUAUUGCAUGACCCUGUCCACUACCGGUACGCUUGGGUCGUGGGAACAUCUUCAGCAUUGGCUCUCCUCCAUUCUAUUCUCUCCCGGAGGACUCCAAUCCCUCUACAACGUUCCCUUCUCCACCGGCUCUUCUCCCGCUCUGCGUUGUUACAAAUGAAGGUCCAAUGCACGGUUGUAACCAUGCCCACCUCCGAUCUCCCGGAACAUGUAUACUCCACUUUGACGGCAAACGCUACCUUUUCGGUCAUAUCGGAGAAAGAGCCCAGCGGGCGUUGGUUGAACAGACGAUAAGGCUUACGAAGAUAUCCGACAUUUUUCUUUCUGGUCGUACGGAAUGGCAGAAUACGGGUGGAUUUGUUGUCCUUAUAUUGACUAUGGCAGAUCAGGAUGCCGCAGAAGUUUCCGAUAGUCUAGGCAAUCCCCAGGGAGGAACAAAGAAGAGAAAACCUUUGGAGCGAAAAGGAGUUACGGUUCAUGGUGGGGAGAAUCUACUACAUACACUUGCUACCACCCGGCCGUUUGUUUUUAGGAGAGCGAUGAACUUGAGGCCGCGUGAGAUUCCGGUGGUUGAGAGCGCUGAGGGUAAGAAGAAGCAAGCUAUCGGGGCGUCAUAUUUCAGGGAUGAAAAUCUGAUUGUUCAUGCUUUGCAUAUUUACCCGGAGGAAGACCUCAGGAAUUCGACGGAAGAGAUUAAGGCAGGGAGCCCAUCAGUAGUGGGGAAGGUUGAUGUUGGGGCUACCAGGAAACGCUCGUUCGAUGAUUUUGCUAACCUUGAGAAACAGCGAGAAACUAUUCUCCGAAGUGUGGUAGAGCAAAUGUUUUGUUCUGACUGGAGUAUGGACACAAUGGCUGAAGAAGGAGAUCCACUUGACGCUCCUGGGCCUUCCACUGAUACUUCUGUCGAAUCGUUGCCCACAUCAUCAUCAAGCCCUGACAUGAGCAGAAGCAGGAGCACUAGCCCAUCAAAACGGUCAAAGCUGAUUCCAGAACGAGACCCGAAUCUCUCAACGACCCUCCCACCACCAGGGAAGACCAGGGCGCCUUGGCCAGCGUCAACCGUUCACUCACUUCCGCGGUCACGUCCCACACGUAUCUCUCUAUCCUACAUCGUAACACUACAUCCUAAGCGCGGCAAAUUCCCUCCUGUUAAGGCUAGGGAAUUAGGUGUCAUUCCUGGACCAGACUUCAGUCGAUUAACAGCAGGCGAAGCAAUCACAACUCCAAAUGGAAACGUCGUACAACCUGCUGAUGUGAUGGAGCCUGUGAGACCUGGAACCGGUGUCGCCGUUUGUGACUUGCCAGACACGGGCUACAUCAAAGACUUUCUUGAAAAAGAGGAGUGGAAAGAUACUGAGAAAGUUAGAACUGAAAUUGGGUGUUUCUUCUGGAUUCUCGGAAGUGGAGUUUCUGCAAAUGAGAGGCUCCGGUCCUUCAUGAAGCAAAUGGGUCAUUCUAAACACGUUAUUAGUGCUCCAGACGUUUGCCCUAACGCAAUAACCUUCAAGGGGGGCGCAAAGUCAUCGACAAAGUUGAAUUUGCUGGAUGAGAAAUUCUUUGCCCUACCGUAUUCCAGUGUCCGAGUACCCUCCCAGGUAGACGAGUUCAUGGAACCCGCGAAACCUGGAAUGAUCUUCAGAAUUGAACCAAGGUGGGAAUUUGACACCAAGGCCGUCAAGCCUCCUUUCAGCAGGGAAGCUAUAUUGCAGGAAGCAGAGCCCGCAUACGUCGAGUUAGCGAGGAUAGCUCGCGAAAGCAAGAUCAAGAAUCCCGGAGAUGAUUCCCCAUGGAAAGAUGUAGAGGUUAUUACUUUGGGCACUGGCUCAGCGCUCCCAAGCAAAUAUCGCAACGUUUCUGCGACUCUCGUUAAGCUUCCUGGCGCCGGAAGCAUUCUGUUGGACGCAGGCGAAAAUACCUUAGGGCAACCUCGCAGGCUAUACGACCCUACAGGGCUCAAGGCAGCGCUAGGAGAUCUAAAAGGACUCUAUAUUUCCCACCUCCAUGCUGACCAGCACCUUGGCUUUUCAGCAGUCUUAAAAGCAUGGUACAAUGAGGUUUACCCACUGGCCAACUCCGAGGCGAAUCAGCUAAUGAACGUUGUGGCAUCCUGGAAAUUCCUCGUCUGGCUACGAGAAUAUGCCGAUGUAGAGGAGUUUGGAUUCUCUAAAAUCCGAUUCAUUAGUUGCGAAGACCUCCUUCGGAAGAACUUGAAUAAGCCCAAUCAUCUCACCGCCCAUCUUCCUGAAGUACUUGAUUCCCUGUCCCUAGCCCCAAUUCAAACCUCUCGGGCAGUUCACUGUCUGAGCUCUUUCACUACUUCCUGGACCUGGAGCAAUGGGUUUAAAAUCGCCUACUCGGGGGAUACUCGUCCUACCAAAGGCUUCGUUGAAAUCGGCCAGAACUCGACAGUUCUUCUUCAUGAAGCAACAUUCGAUGACGAACUUCUUCCAGAAGCAAUUGCCAAGAAACACUCUACCACUAGCGAAGCUAUUAAUGCCGGAAAGGAGAUGGGUGCAAAGAACAUCAUUCUCACCCAUUUCAGUCAGCGGUACCCGAGGUUGCCAAUUUUGAGUGCUGUGGAGGAGAACGGGCCGGAGGUGCUUAUCGCGUUUGAUCUUUGCAGAGUUAGGCUUGGAGAUGUGAAAAGAUUCGGAGCGUUCAUACCCGCGUUGAAGGAGUUUUAUGAGGAGGCCGAUGAGGAGAAAAUCGAGGGAGUGGAGGAGGUGGAGGAGGAGCCGGUUGUCGAAGAGAAGAAAGGUAAAGUGGGUAAAGCUAGGGGAUAUAAACCUGGGGGGAAUAAGUCCAAGAAGAAAAGCGAUAAGCGAGCAUGAAGUGGUGGUGGAAAUAGGCCCUCGCCUCCCUCUUGUGAGUAAAUAGAGUUUAUAUAAUCUACCAAAAUACAUUAUUCUAGAGCUAGU
Tuber aestivum (summer truffle) is the source of this 2920-nucleotide messenger RNA. Lineage: Eukaryota; Fungi; Ascomycota; Pezizomycetes; Pezizales; Tuberaceae. The record is from the annotation of a GenBank genome assembly.